AUGCUCCCCAGCCCGCUCAGCCUGGCGCUGUACCUCCCCGCCCCGCCCGAAGAGCUUCCCCCCGACGAGCCCACCUCGGCGGCCUCGACGGCGUCGUUCCUUCCGGCAACCGACAGCAUCCUCACGUCCCUCGCGAAAGACCACCACCACGACGAGUGGGAGCACGGCGUCGUGGCCGCCGAGGCUAGGGAGCGCGUGCCCCUCGGCUGGUGGGGGUGGGGGUGGAUCGGCGUCGUGUCCCUCGCGGCUACGAUGCUCACGGCGUAG
Molecule: messenger RNA, 267 nt
Organism: Vanrija pseudolonga
Lineage: Eukaryota; Fungi; Basidiomycota; Tremellomycetes; Trichosporonales; Trichosporonaceae
Exons: 1
Coding region: 1-267 (88 amino acids)
Source: RefSeq, a predicted model, not a curated record